AUGGAAUGCACAUUCUUACUCGGAAAGACCCCUGCUUCCAAACGUAAGAAGCAACCGCACCCUGGAGUCGAAAUUCUAGAAGCACGCCUGGAAAAUAUUGAGUCUACUUAUUCUGAACGAAUCAGUCAUAUGGAAUCGAUAUUGAGUAAAGUCAUACCCACGGGUCAGGAGAAUGAAGAAGGAUCAUCAUCACCCACCUCUGAUGCUGCUGCUGCUAAUACCACUCAUGAUACCACUACUACUACCACCGCUACUACUACGACUCCAACUACUACUCCAACUACUCCAACUACAGCUACUACCACUACUAAUAAGCGAAAGCAAUCAAAUCGUGUUAUGAAAGGAGCAGGAAUUAACACCAACGUACCCAUAGAUAUACCUCCAGCAAGCGAUGAUGGUUGGAUGGAUGUCAACUCCCCCUUGGAUAAAGUGUCUCUUUUCGAUGCUCAAUGGGAUCGUAAUUUCGGCACCCCAGCUAUGAACGUUGAUCCGGCCUCAACGCCGACGUUAUCAUUACGCAAAGCAGGAGCAACAGGAAUAGAAACACCAUUACUGCCAUUUUUGAAGGAAGAGCCUGAUCCCCUUCCACUCUUCACACCAGAUCAUCAAUCGUCCCAGUCCAUAAAGUCGCCAACAUCGUCGAUUACACCAUCACAUUCAUCCACUUUAGAUCAGACGCAAGGAGAGAGCGAUGGAGAUGAUGGAGAGGAGAUGAGUGAGCUUGCAGCGACGAUGGACAAAUUGAGAGUAUUUGAUGCAUCCGUCUAUUUCGGAAAAGGAUCUAUGCUAUUUACUUCAACAGAUCAGAAUCAAUUCUGGGAUGAAGAGAUUUCAUUUGAUGUACAUGAAGCACAUAAUAUCGACAUCCCACCCGAAGCGCUGAUCUUGCCACCGAUCGAAGUGAUUGAUGUUUUAUUUGACAUUUAUUAUCAGCACUACUAUGUAUAUUUACCAAUGAUUCAAAAAGCAACCCUUUUACAAGCACUGGAGGAUCGGUUUGAACCACAGAAUAUUUUUUUACUCAACGCAGUGUUCAUGGCAACAUCAUUAACAGGAGAUUGCAAUCACCCAUCUUGUUUCAGUACACCCAAUGAUCCAAAGACACUCGGCACACCGUUCUUUGAGCGGGCAAGGAUGGUUCUGGAUUAUUGCAUUGGUAUUCCUCGACUCACCACUGUUCAGGGAUUGAUCAUGUUAUCACGCUACCCACGUAUUUCGGGAUUAGGACAUAGCUAUAUGCAACAAGCGAUUCAUAUGGCCUCUGAUCUGGGUCUUCACAGAAAAUGCGAUCGAUGGAUCUCGGACAAGCAGGUCCAAGAGGCUCGUAAGCGACUCUUUUGGUGUGUUUACGGUGCAGAUAGCUCCACCUCCAGUGUAACAGGACGACGACCUAUUAUUGAUGAUACAGAGAUUGAUGUGCCAAUGAUCGCUCCUGUGGACGGGGACAGUGAAGCAGAGACGAACCAGACACUGUUUUUGUUUCAAAUCUGUCGACUGUGGAGGAUAUUCAGGACCAUCAAGCGAUAUGUCUUCAAUGCGGCAGAAGUCCAGGAUAUGGUCCCGGGCAGUCUUCCCAAAAACUGUGAGCAGCAACUCAUUCAGUGGCAACUUAACCUCCCAGCAGAACUUCAGUUCAAUUUUAAUAUGAAGGCAGGUGAUCCAAGAGCCUUGUACAACUCUCGAGCAGGUAUCGCACAAAUGUUGUAUGAAUCAGCAUUGAUCCUGCUUCACAAGCCCUAUCUCUCAUCUUCUGAACAUCUCAAGCGAUCUCCUUAUCGAUCACAAGACAUUUGCAUUAAAUCCGCCACCAAAAUCACAGAAAUUGCAAGAGUAUUAGCUCUGACGUAUCAAAAAUCCUUUGAAUUAACCAGUGUGGGCGAAUAUGCCAUGUUGAACGCCAUUCGAAUCCAUGUCAUGUUCCUCAAGUCAGCCGAUGCUAAGAUUGCAGAGACCGCGAAGAGCAACUUCGAUUAUAUUAUGCGGUUCUUCCGGGAGUUUUACUCCUCUCCACGAGCCAACAGUGAUGAACAGAAUAUUAAUUGCGUACUCUCGUUCUUUGAAGAGUUUAUGCAUACAGUCAAGGGACUCAGUCAAUCGAGUGUUCAUGUCUGUGCAGGGGCGAUCAAGAGCCUGGCGAUUGCAAAACGUAACAGGAUACCCACCACUAGACGAGGACAUGGAGUUGGAGGAGCUGGAGCUGGGACUGGAUCUGGAUCUGGAUCUGGAGCAGGAGCAGGAGUAGGAGCAGGAGCCACGACUUUGAGCGGACAGCAACUUAGUCAAGGAUUACUUGAUGGAAAUGACCGCCGUAAUAUCAGUCGGUUGGUCAGAAUUGGACGUGAGGAACGCGCGAAGGCUAGGAGUAACUCUGUAGUCUCACCUUCGAUGGGAGCAUCUGGUCUGAACAGAAAGCGACACAGCCACAUGCAACACGAAGCUCAGCAGCGUGUGAAUAUGAAUCAAUAUUUCCAUCAACAACAACAACUGCAAGCACAGCAGCAGCAACAGCGCCAAGCCCCUGUGACCUCUUCAGCAUCUCCCCUUGUAGCAGGAAGCGAUGAUAGUGGAGGAAGUUAUUAUAACCCUGGAAAGAUUCAAAAGGUCUCACAGUUCGUUGGGCCAUUUGGAGGUCCACAGGUCAUGGAGAGCUUGAAACAGUUUCAGACAACGACCGCGAUUUUGAGUCAGCCUCCUGCCACCUCUGGAACAAUAUUUCAGCCUCAUCAACUUCUCCAACAAUAUCAACAACAACAGCAACAACAGCAGCAAUCGGCACAAAAUCAGCAGUUGCAAAAUACAAAUACAAACUUAAUCAAUAAUGUCCUCUCACCCACCAGCAGCAUCUUCCCAACAUUCGCACAACAACAACCUAUGACGCUGACUAUCCAACAGCAGCAACAGGCUCAACAGAUUUUACAACAACAGUUGUUGCUACAGCAACAUCAGCAGCAGCAACAACAACAACAACAACAACAACAGCAACAACAGCAACAACAGCAACAACAGCAACAACAUCAACAUCAACAACAGCAACAGCAACAGCAACAGCAACAGCAACAGCAACAGCAACAACAACAGCAACAGCAACAAACUCAACAGUUAUACAAUCAGAUCGGUCAACAAAUGGGCUUAUAUGACUCUUUUAAUCCGAUUCUUUGGAACGAUAUGAGUGCUAUGACAGGGUCCAAUAUUUGCUUCUUGACAGACUCACAAUUCAUGAGCCGAACUUCGAGUCUGGAUCCAAGCAGCGCUAGCAAUAACAACAACGCCACCACAGGCGCCGACAACAAUAACAAUAAUAGCAACAGUAAUACCGGUAACAACGCUCUUGGUAUUAAUAAUAAUACGAACAAUAGUACAAUGUCGCCUGCUACGUCCAUCGCCACGACCCAUAUCAGUAAUUACACCAAUAACAGCAAUAACAACAAUAACAACAACAACAACAAUACCACCAAUCCCUCUCAUCAGCAUCUGUUCAAUGCCUACUUGAAUAAUCCCAUGUAUAAUAUGACCUCAAGCGGCGUUGGUGUUACGGCUAAUUCUACUCCUACUACUACAACCACUUCUAUUGCGACUGCUACUAUUAAUAACAACAACAACUUACAUCAGUCUCACCAGCCACUAAAUGAAAUUGAUACAUCUGGUCUCUUUUUACCUCUCAAGCUCGAGCCUCCAGAUAGCACUCUAGGUUCUAUGGGAUUGACCAACAACAGCAGCAACAAUAAUAAUAAUAACAAUGGGGAAUUGGGGCCAAUGGAUGAGGAGCUUAGUUCAGAUCAGGUACAAGCUCUUCUAGAACAAACUUUAGCAGCAGCAGCAGCUCAAAAUGCUCGGAUGCAUCAAUCAUUUGGAACUCUAGGUGGCAUAGGUGGUGGUGGCAACGGUAUUGGGGGUAUAGGCGUAGGUAUGUGUGGUGGUAAUGGUGGUGCAGGUAACCAGUUUAACCAACAACAGUUCCGACAGCAGCAACAACAACAACAACAACAAGCAGCACAGAAUCACUGCUUGGAUCUAAGUGGAGUCCAAGAUGAUUUCCACUCUACCAACUGGCCUGGCAUGAUGUAA
This is a messenger RNA of Lobosporangium transversale, 4065 nucleotides long. RefSeq names its product fungal-specific transcription factor domain-domain-containing protein. NCBI's taxonomy places the organism in Eukaryota, Fungi, Mortierellomycota, Mortierellomycetes, Mortierellales, Mortierellaceae. The transcript is spliced from 5 exons. Gene Ontology annotation, biological process: DNA-templated transcription. Gene Ontology annotation, molecular function: zinc ion binding; DNA binding. The record is from RefSeq and is a predicted model, not a curated record. The coding region runs from base 1 to 4065 and encodes 1354 amino acids.